AUGGAUGAACAAUACGAUAUCAUCGUUCUUGGUACGGGUUUAACCGAGUGUGUUCUCUCAGGAUUAUUAUCCGUUGAAGGAAAAAAGGUUCUUCACAUGGACAGAAACGAUUACUACGGUGGAGAGAGUGCUAGUUUGAAUUUAACACAGCUUUAUCGAAAAUUUCGCUCUGGAGCUACAGCUUCAAGUGAAUUAGGUAAAGAUCGUGAUUAUAACAUCGAUCUAAUUCCUAAAUUCAUGAUGGCCAAUGGAGAACUUGUUAGGAUCCUUACUCAUACUGAUGUGACGCGCUACCUUGAGUUUAAACAAAUAUCCGGUUCUUUUGUAUAUCGGGAAGGUAAAAUCUCUAAAGUACCUGCGAGCGAGAUGGAGGCUGUACGCAGUCCUUUGAUGGGAUUGUUUGAGAAGAGAAGAGCAAAGAAAUUCUUUGAAUAUAUGCAAAAUUGGGUUGCGGAUGAUCCAAGUACUCAUCAAGGUCUUGAUCUCGAAAAGAUUCCAAUGUCAGCAGUCUAUGAAAAGUUUGGACUUGAACCUGGUACCCAAGACUUCAUUGGUCAUGCCAUGGCGUUGUAUUUAGAUGACUCUUAUGAAAGAAUUAUCUUGUAUAUCACAUCCGUUGCUCGUUAUGGAAAAAGUCCCUAUAUUUAUCCAUUGUAUGGAUUAGGUGAACUACCUCAAGGUUUUGCACGGUUGAGUGCUAUCUAUGGUGGUACGUAUAUGUUAGAUAAACCUGUUGAUGAAAUUGUUUACGAUGCGGAUGGUAAAGUUUGUGGAGUUCGCUCCGGCGAUGAGGUUGCCAAAACAAAACAAGUUAUUGGUGAUCCAUCUUAUUUCUCCAGCAAAAUUCGAAAAGUCGGAAAGGUUGUCCGUGCUAUUUGCAUUCUUAAACAUCCUAUACCAAAUACCGACGAUGUAGAUUCUAUUCAAUUGGUUAUCCCUCAAAAUCAAGUCAAUAGAAAACACGAUAUUUAUAUUGCAAGUGUUUCUUCUUCCCAUAACGUUUGCGCCAAGGAUUAUUUUCUUGCUAUUGUUUCAACAAUUGUUGAGACUGAUAAUCCAGAAGCUGAAAUUAAGCCUGGCCUCGAUUUACUUGGUCCGUGUGUAGAGAAAUUUAUCAGCGUAACUGAUCUUGAGGAACCUAUUGAAGAUGGUUCCAAAGACCAAGUCUUUAUCUCUCGUUCUUACGACGCUACUUCACACUUUGGAACUGUGUGUGAAGAUGUCAAGAGUAUCUAUCGACGAGUUACUGGUCAAGAACUUACUCUAAAACAAAGGACAAGACAAGAUGAGGAGCAAAAAGAGAUGGCUGAAUAA
Molecule: messenger RNA, 1314 nt
Organism: Funneliformis geosporum
Lineage: Eukaryota; Fungi; Glomeromycota; Glomeromycetes; Glomerales; Glomeraceae
Source: the annotation of a GenBank genome assembly